Spodoptera litura is the source of this 3766-nucleotide messenger RNA. RefSeq names its product O-acyltransferase like protein. NCBI's taxonomy places the organism in Eukaryota, Metazoa, Arthropoda, Insecta, Lepidoptera, Noctuidae. The record is from RefSeq and is a predicted model, not a curated record.
AGAGACAGUAGCAACGACUAGUGUAUCAGGUCGGUCAGCUACCUUUGCAGUGCACGGCUUGCUUGCACGAGGUAUAAGACAGGCAGAGUGCAAUACAAACGCGAGUGCUUUCCCAAAUUCAGAAGCUCGCGGCCGUGACAUUGAUCGCAGUAGCAUGACACACGCUGCUGGCUGACCGUCCGCUGUACUGGACUAGACUGCAUUACUAGGUGCUGCGGAGUGGUGGCCGAGUGUCGUGUGCAAUCAGCGGACACUUUCAUUGAAAUUAUCAACUUUAUACACACGACUUGUGGUAACAGACGCGGCUCGUGGUCGGCCUGCAGUGUCCCGCACGCGACGCGCCCAGCUUCACGCACAGCUUGCACUGCUGACUACUGAGAGAUGACGCGCAGGGUGCUGUCAGCGCUGCUGCUGCUGCUGACGACGUCGGCGCCGGCAUUAGCUAGAGAUGUUACCGAUGCGGAAUACGCGCGGUUCCCGCGGCUGUACCAUCUGGACGACUACAGCUCGUGUCUGGCGCGGGAGGGGGGGCUCUACUGCCUCGGCUCCUUCCACCUCGCACCGCUCGCAGACAACACGCUCUACUCCAUGCUUGAGGAGUACUCCAAGGAGCCGCACCACUUCAACCGCACGCAGCUCCACCGCGGGUACUGCGUGAGCUCGCGGUGCGGCGCGCUGGGCGAGCGCAACGUGUCGCGGCGGUUCGAGCGCUGCGCGGCGCAGUGGGCGCGGCGGCGGGGGCUGCGGGCCGCGCUGGCGCGCCUGCACUACUGCCGCUCGCACGCGCAGCACGUGGCGCGCGGCCGCAGCCCCGAGCCGCUCGACAUCCCGCAGCGACUGUUCCUCUACGUGCUGGCGGGGCUCCUGGCGCUCAAUGUGCUCGGCACCGCGUACGAUGUUGUUACCGACGACCCUAAGAAGAACUGGCUGAGCAGCUGGUCGAUGCGGUCCAACUGGCGCCGCCUCACCGCUACACACGAGGACGGAGACCCACGACUCUCCUCCCUUUCACCCGUGCAGGGACUCAGAGUGUUGCUGAUGGUACUGACGAUGGCCACACACAGCGCCUGCAUCCAGGUCAUGCUGUACGUCUACAACCCGAGGUGGAUCGAACAGAUAUCACGUCACCCGAUCCUGAUGCUGUUUCUGAAUGGUACCUCAGUGGUGCAGAUAUUCGUGAUGCUGUCCAACUUCCUGCUCGGCUACAACCUGCUCCUCUAUGUCAAGGACCACAAGCCCUCCUUCAGCUUGCUCCCGUACAUCAUCAUUAAGAGGAUAGCCAGGAUCUCCCCAGUGUACCUGGUGGUGGUGGGGUACGCGGCGACGUGGUGGCCGCGCAGUGGCGCCGGCCCGCUGUGGGUCGCCUUCACCGGCGCCGAGAGCGCCGCCUGCCGCCGCAAGUUCUGGACACACGUGCUGUUCGUCAACAACCUCGUGGACCCUGGCGACAUCUGUCUCGUGCAGACGUGGUUCCCGGCGGUGGACACGCAGCUGCACGUGGUGUCGGCGGCGCUGUGCCUGUGGCUGGCGCGGCAGCGGGCCCGGCGCCCGGCCCGCCCGGCCCGCGCCGCCCGCCUGCUGGCGCUGCUGGCGGCCGCCGCCAGCGCGCUCGUCGGGGGACUCGCCUACAUCUUCCGCUGGGAGUCCAUCGUGUACUACGCCUACCCCAAAAACCUGAACACAAUGUACAAGGACAUUCCAUCAUUCUCCUGGCUGUACCAGGCUCCGUGGGGCAGCCUCGCCGCCUGCCUCAUUGGACUGCUGCUGGCAUUUGUCCACUUUGAAAUACAGGAGUCGGGAGUGAAGGUGACUUCUUUGAAGUGGGCGCCAUGGUUGCGCAGACUAUACAGUGCAAGCCCGGCGCUGAUAGUGUCGUGGAUCCUGGCCGGGACCUGGCUGCGCGGGUACAGCGAGCCCUGGUUCACGGCCCUGUACGUGGCGCUGGAGCGGCCCGUGCUCAGCCUGCUCGCCGCCGGCAUGCUGCUCGGCAUGAUCAACGGGUUUGAAGGCUGCCUGAAGCACGUGCUGGCGUGGCGCGGCUGGCGCGCGAUGGGGCGCAUGUCGCUGUCCGUGCUGAUGGUGCACUGGUGCAUCAACGUCAACAUCGCGGCCUCCCGCCUGCAGCCCACCACCGCGUCGCUGCUCAGCGUGGUCGUGGACGCGGUGGCGACGAGCUUCUGUUCGUACAUGGUGGCAGUGCCACUUACCAUCAUGGUGGAGAUGCCGGUGCAGAGGGUAGUGACGUCACUAAUCGUCAAUAGAGUGACCAAACAGUCGUAGCACACGAGCUCACGUAGGAAACUAGAUUUUAUAAAAUUGUGCAAUAUUUGUGGUGCAAUGGGUACUGUGAUACCGCCUUACAUUGUCGUUGUAAUGUUGUCUAGCGAGCCGAGUGCCCAGUGCGACGUAUUCAGCCAUUCGAUCGCACAAACGUUAACUCUGAUUUGUAUGGACUGGCAACGGCUGGGACUGUUAACGUUAAAGAUCUUCGCACACCUACCAAACAAGGCUCCGGCACGGCUCCAACACCGCGAUGUCAUUCUCAUUUAAACAUGAACUUUGAAUCGUAUGUCAUAUGACAUAUUUCGUAACGUCAAUCUAUAUAAGCUAUAAGCACGCAUUUUUGUAUGGUUUCCAAAAAAACGCCGCCGGAGCCGUGCUUGUUAGGUGUGCGAUGACCUCAACUCGACCAACGUUAUGGCGUUCAGCGCGCACACGACCAACCAAUCAAAGAGCUAAACGUGGUAACGUUUCGAUAACUCAUAAUUAGCACUCUGAUGUUUGAGUGACAAUGAAAUCCCAGGACUUUGUCACAGCACAAUCUGUAUGUAGAUAAUAUUGGGAACUGUGCUGUGAUCACUGCAAGGAACAUGUCUGUGUACGAUGGGAAGGAACGACGACCAUGACUCGAACCGUUCCGUGAUAUAAAUAUCAUUGUUGUGUGAUUAUUGCACUAGUGCAAUACUGACUGCCUGUUGUACACAUACAUUUGUGUCAGUAGACACAGAUGCAGUUUGUUGGCGACUGAUAUAUCUAACAUUUGUAUUGUAACUUUCGUGAGACAUACUAAAUAAAUUAUUAUGUUUUCGGCUUACUCACGUAGUAAUUUGAGGAGGAACUCGACUAAUUGCAAGCCAUGCUACGACCCGCGACGCCGCGUCGCUGGUCGCGAAAUGCUGCUCAUGAAUAUGAGCCUCUAGCAUGGCUUGAAACUAGUCGAGUUCCUCGUCAAAUGAUAUAUCGAAUAUUGUAUUUGUACAGUUCAUUCAACCAACCAACCAGGGUUUGUAUAUGUCGCAACUCAAUGCCUUAUUUACUGCCGAUUAAUAAUCUUGCCACUAAGUAUAGGAAGAAAACAGGAUUCCCUAUGUUUUACGGCUUUCUCACUUAAGGUAACUCAACUGGUUUCAAGUUAAGCUUGGGGCUCAUAGUUAUGACAUUGCUCGACAAACAAUUAGGUACGAUGAAAAAUUAGGUCUCUAAUCAUCAUUUCGUGAAUCUUUUGUUAAAAUAUAGCAGAAACUAACUAACCUACGUCAACAUAAUUACUAUUAUGACUUGGACACAAAAAUAUGUCUUGUCUUGUUAUUGCAUUUAUUCAGCUGUUUGAAUUUGUAUUGUUUGUGGGUAAUUGUAAGCUGCGACAUAAUUAUUAUGAUGAUGGAACUGUGACGGUAGUGAUAGCUUAUAGAUUUAUUAUAGGUAUAAGUAUAAGUCUGUUAUUUAGGUAAUUAUUGUAUGGAAAUAAAGAUUACAUUGAUUUUUA